AUGGCUUGGCGCAAUCAAGGCAUCACAGGCUCGAACAAUAUUCCUUUGGGGGCUCGUCGCCGCUUUGGAGGCAGCGACUCCGCUCCACCUGAUGAUGGAGGCUACAACCCAUCUCAGCCUCAAGCAGGGCUCUCUGAUGGGAAUUACAAGCGUGGCCGAAGCCCAGAGAGAACUGAGGUCGUCGUUGAUGGAGAGAGGCGCCGCAAGAAGAGAAAUCGAUGGGGGGACGCUGCAGAAAACAAGGCCGCCGGCUUGAUGGGCUUGCCUACUAUGAUAAAAGCAAAUAUGACAACUGAACAACUCGAAGCAUAUACCUUGCACUUGCGCAUACAAGAGAUCAGUGAAAAGCUAAGAAUCAACGACGUUGUGCCAGCAGAUGGCGACAGGUCCCCAUCUCCUCCGCCUCAAUAUGACAACUUUGGGCGUCGUGUCAAUACUCGCGAGUAUCGUUACCGCAAGCGCCUUGAAGAUGAGCGUCACAAGCAGAUCGAAAAGGCCAUGAAGAUCAUUCCUAAUUACCACCCUCCGUCUGAUUACAGACGUCCAACUAAGACACAGGAGAAGGUCUAUGUGCCGGUCAAUGAUUACCCAGAGAUUAACUUCAUUGGACUGCUCAUUGGACCUCGUGGCAACACAUUGAAGAAAAUGGAAACAGAGUCUCUCGCAAAGAUAGCCAUUCGAGGCAAAGGAUCUGUCAAAGAAGGAAAGGGACGAUCUGACGCAGCUCACACCAGCAACCAGGAAGAAGAUUUGCAUUGUUUGAUCAUGGCCGACACCGAAGAGAAGGUAAACAAGGCGAAGAAGCUUAUUCACAAUGUCAUCGAGACGGCCGCCUCCAUCCCUGAAGGUCAAAAUGAGCUCAAGCGCAACCAGCUUCGUGAGCUUGCAGCUCUCAACGGUACGCUUCGGGACGAUGAGAAUCAGGCAUGCCAGAAUUGCGGCCAAAUCGGCCAUCGCAAAUACGACUGCCCUGAGCAGCGUAACUUCACUGCCAACAUCAUCUGUCGUGUUUGUGGCAAUGCAGGCCAUAUGGCUCGAGACUGUCCUGAUAGACAACGUGGCGCUGAUUGGCGCAACGGUCCAACAGGAGGUGCCGUGCCUGGCCGUCCGGCUGCUGGACGUAUUGGCGGAGGAGAUGCUGUCGACCGCGAGUAUGAGCAACUCAUGAACGAACUUUCUGGCGGUGCUCCCAGUGGUGAUGCCCCUCAACGUAUCGAGGCUGGACCUGGUGGAUUCGAGAACGGCCGAGACAGCUACGCAGGUGGGGAAGGUGAUCGUGAUCUCAAGCCAUGGCAACGUGGACCUACCGGCGCAGCCGCUCCUUGGCAACAACGUGGCGGAGACGAUCGUCGUGAUGAUUACAAUCGGGAUGGAGGUGCCGCACCACCAUGGGCGGCUGGUCGCGGGGGUGGCGACAACCACGGCGGCUACGGACAAGGUGAUGGUUAUGGGGGUCCUCCCGGCGGUGGAGCUGCUCCUUGGCAACGACAGGAGAACGCUCCUCCACCUCCUCCCUCAGGCGAUCAGUAUGGCUAUGGUGGAUAUCCAGGAGGCUAUGGAGGCGCAAGCGGCGGUUACGGUGGUCAGCCGGCUAUGGGUGCUCCUCCUGGUCUUGGUGGCGGGGCCGGUGGUCUUGGUGCUCCACCGGGUCUGGGCGCUCUGUUCCAGAAUUAUGGCGCGAAUGGAGCUGCAGGUGGCGCUCCACCACCACCUCCUUCGGAUGAUCUUCCUCCACCGCCCCCAAGCGACCAGCCUCCCCCGCCUCCCCCUCCUGGAAAUUAG
Letharia columbiana is the source of this 1782-nucleotide messenger RNA. RefSeq lists its product as uncharacterized. Gene Ontology annotation, cellular component: nucleus. Gene Ontology annotation, biological process: regulation of mRNA splicing, via spliceosome. The transcript is spliced from 8 exons. Gene Ontology annotation, molecular function: mRNA binding; zinc ion binding. The record is from RefSeq and is a predicted model, not a curated record. Bases 1 to 1782 code for a protein of 593 amino acids. NCBI's taxonomy places the organism in Eukaryota, Fungi, Ascomycota, Lecanoromycetes, Lecanorales, Parmeliaceae.